Molecule: messenger RNA, 12858 nt
Organism: Siniperca chuatsi (mandarin fish)
Lineage: Eukaryota; Metazoa; Chordata; Actinopteri; Centrarchiformes; Sinipercidae
Product: disks large-associated protein 1-like
Exons: 16
Coding region: 612-4145 (1177 amino acids)
Biological process (GO): signaling
Cellular component (GO): glutamatergic synapse; postsynaptic specialization
Molecular function (GO): molecular adaptor activity
Source: RefSeq, a predicted model, not a curated record
CUAACUGCGGUUAACUUGCCGCAGUUCACUUACCGCAGGCUUGCGCCACUUGAUGCCCCCACAUCCACACACGCGCGCACGCACGCACGCAUUCCACCAGUGACUCUCUGCUGUGAUCGCCUUGCUUCCAGAAACGGACGAGCUUUUGGAUGUAGCAGCCGGUGCCUCCGUUCAGCGAUGGUGUGAAGAGCUGCUGGCGGUAAGCUGGGCUUUCCACUGUGUACUGAUAGAUCCAGGUUCGAGCGCGUGACGGGCUCAGGAUUCAACAGCUUCUCAGUGCUCGCGCUGCCUGUUGGCGGGUGACUCACGCCGGUAAGAAGGACCACCGCGGAGGAGACGGUGCGCUUUGUCAUUCAUUUCGCUCUCAGCUGCAUUGGCGUUAACGGAGGCUUCAACAGCAGCCCCGACAGCUGGAGUUAAUGAGGGACCAGUUAUACAGAAAUGUCAAUCCCUUCCAGUUAGCGACAACUCAACAAUGAUGGGGAUAUAAAGGAGAGUCUGCAGCUCUCCUCUCAGGGACAGUCUUCUGCAGUCCUUCUCUGGUCAGGGGCCUGCCUGGCAUCUCUCAUCCAUAUCAUUCCUCUUUCCAUCCAACCAUCCUUCCCCCUGUCAUGAAAGGCCUGUCCAGUAGUCGGAGUCACCAUCACGUGGUCUCCUAUGAACCAUCAUAUGAUCCACUGGGUCACCAUGUUGACCGCAAGCCAUAUUUGAUCAGUCAGAAUGACAUGCCUGUGCCCAUUCCCAUGCCGCAUCCAGCUGAGCUGCCCUACUACAAUGCUCAGCGUACCUCAUACCCCUCUGACAGCAACAGCAUCGUCCCAUACGGAACCUUCCCAAGGAGGUGCCUCUCCACCUCCUCAUCUCACCAUCCUGAGGUAAAGGAUGAGUGUAUGGCCAUGGUACCAUAUGUAGGAGGAGGAGGAGGAGGAGGAGGAGGAGGAGGAGGAGGAGGAGGCUAUGGAGGUAAAACGCCCACCCGGGUACCAGCAAACUUUGCGGACCCGUUUGAGCGUCAGCUGUCAUUUUCCAGAGAUGGCUAUCAUACACUGCAGUACAAACGAGGAGUGCUGGCCCACAGUGGGGGGAUGGGGGCCAACAACAACGACAGCCCAGGGAGAAUUCGCCACCUUGUCCACUCAGUCCAGAAACUCUUCACCAAGUCACAUUCAUUGGAGGGGCCACACCACACACAGCCCUCCAAGGGGGCCAAUAAUGGGAGCGUUAAUGGUAGUGGUGGUGGUGGAGGAGGUGGUGGUGGUGGUUCAAGGGCCAGCCCAGAAGGUGAAACUCCACCAGUGGGAGUGCGCCACCGGAAGCGCAGCAAGAGCCGUGAGCGCUGUCGAUCAGCGGAGCCCAAGCAUCGAAGCCACCACCACCACCACCACCAGCUUCACGGCUCAGCAUCUGCUCCGGGCUCCGGAUAUUGGAGCUCAGAUGACAACCUGGAACGGGAGCUGUGUCUCUACCACCCUCACCACCACCAACCUCCACCCUCACCCUCACCCUCCAUAUCCCCCUCUCCCAUCGCCAUGACAAUGGGCCGGUACCCUGGCAACAACCCCGACAAGUUCCCCCAGACUCCCCUCCCCAGUCUCUCCUCCUCGCAGUCCCAGCAGUACUUCAUGAUGGACCCUUACGGCACACUCAACGAGCACACACACACCCACGCACACCAUGGCCACACACACCACCAUUCUGCACUCAAAGCCUCCCGGAGCAACAAUGAUGUGAAGUAUGCAGUGUCGUCGGCAUGUGUGCCAGUUAGUGGUAGCAGCAAUAACAGCGGUGGCGGUAUCGGUGGAGGAAGUGGCCCCUUGCUGCCACUGAGUCUUGUGGACGGGCCCCUUGUGAAGAAAGGGGCAUGGUCGUCGAGCCUAACGGUGAGCAGGGCCCGAGAGGUCUACACCAACAACAGCAGCCACAACCAGCUACGAGCCAGCGCAGGAUCCGGUAACCUAAACCUAGAUAGAGCUCUAGUCAAAUCUAAGGGCAGUCAGCAACAGGAGCGCUCUUGCCAUUUCUUACAGGUACCUCAGGAUGAGUGGAGCGGCUUCUCUCCUCUGGGGAAGGAGGACGACAUCCCCUGUCGGAGGAUGAGGAGUGGCAGCUAUGUCAAAGCCAUGGCUGAGGACGACAGUGGAGACUCUGAUGGGAGUCCCAAACCCUCCCCCAAAAUCCAGGCACGCCGGGCCAGCUACCUGAAAGCCACACAGCCAUCACUGACUGAGAUGACCACUCUACAGAUUUCGACGGAGCACUCCCCCAAACUGCAGAUCAGGAGCCACAGUUACCUACGUGCGGUGAGUGAGGUUUCAAUCAAUAGAAGCCUCGAUACCCUGGACCCCAAAACCCUCCUCGACCCCAAAUCGCUGCUGUCCUCACCCCAAUACCGCUCACGCAAUGAAAGCUACAUGAGGGCCAUGAGCACCAUCAGUCAGCUGAGUGAGGUGGAGGUGAACGGGCAGAUUGAGCAGGUGUGUGAGCAGGUCUACAGUGAGAUGCAGUCCCAGGCCAUGGAGGCUGCCAUGGACAGCAUGGACACCAUGGACACCCUGCCUAUGCCAGGAUGCUUCCGAAUGCGAAGCCACAGCUAUGUGAGGGCGAUCGACCAGGGCUGUGCUGGGGAGGAGGAAGGAGAAGGAGGGAGACCACUGCUCCUGCUGCCAUCCUCCCCACCACGCACAUCUGCCACCACCGUCAGGACCAUCCAGAGCAGCACAGUUUCAUCUUGCAUCACCACCUAUAAGAAAACCCCUCCACCAGUGCCGCCCCGAACUUCCACCUGCUCCACAGCCUCCAAGCCCUACAUCUCCAUCACAGCCCAGAGCAGCACAGAGUCCGCACAGGAUGCAUACAUGGAAGAGGAGGGACCCAGAGGUGACAUGACCAUUCAAUCAGGCCUCAGUAACUCAACGGAAAGCAUUGACAGCAUGAAGGCCUUGACAGCUGCCAUAGAAGCUGCUAAUGCACAGGUCCAUGGACCAGCCAGUCAGCAUGUCAGUAACAGCACAAUGACAGUCAGCAUCCCCACCCCCUCAGUCCUGAGCAGGGGGCCAGUUGUUGAAGACCACCGGGAUGGAUACAGGAAAGAAGCACUCAGGAAAGGCAAAUGUCUCUCCAUAGGCAUCCAGGUGGAUGGACCAGAGGAGGUUCCGGAUCCAGAGGACCCAUCCAAGUUCACCUCUGUAGGGGUGCAAGUGGAGGAUGACAGAGGGUAUCGUCGUUUCCAGCGCUCCAACAGUGUGACAGCAGCUGUACAGGCAGAUCUGGACAUGCCGGACCUGCUAGACACCCCUCUAGACUCCCCGGACACUGACAUGGAAGUCCUGUCAUCUGGUGCCAUCUCUCGACAAUACUCCCGUGAUGCCACCACCUCCACAGUCAGCAUCCAGGGCUCAGGGAACCACUACCACGCCUGUGCCUCCGAUGACUAUGAGGAUGUGGGCUUCGACCCGUCCAUCCUCCCCCCUCCAGACCCCUGGAUAGACAGUGUAACAGAUGACCCACUUGAUGUCAACUUCAACAGCUCUACUAUUUUGGAGGUGGUGCAGCGCUCAGUGUGUCAGAGAGAUGGACGCUGGUUUCUGAAGCUGCUGCAGGCCGAGACCGACCGCAUGGAGGGUUGGUGUCAACAGAUGGAGCUUGACCAGCGGGAGAAUGACCUCCCUGAAGAUAUCCUCGGGAAGAUGAGGAGUGCUGUAGGAAGUGCUCAGCUUCUGAUGUCCCAGAAGUUUCAACAGUUCAGGGAGCUGUGUGAAGAGAAUCUGAACCCCAACGCCCACCCUCGUCCUGUGGCCUCAGACCUGGCUGGUUUUUGGGAUAUGCUUCAGCUGUCAAUCGAGAACAUAAGCCUCAAGUUUGAUGAGCUUCACCAGCUCAGAGCCAACAACUGGAGACCUCUGGAUCCCCCCGAGAGAAAGGAGAGGCGGCUCCCGCCUCCGGUGCCAAAAAAGCCACCCAAGGGCCCUCACCACCACCCCCCUCUGGCCAGAGACCGCUCACUGGAGAGCUCAGAGAAGCAGCGGCAGGAGGCCAGGAAGCGCCUGAUGGCUGCCAAAAGAGCCGCAUCCGUACGGCAAAACUCCGCUACGGAGAGCGCUGACAGCAUUGAGAUCUACAUCCCCGAGGCUCAGACAAGACUAUGAGGACACUACCAGGGACACACACAGGAUUGACAUGGAGUACACACACACACACACCAUACACAACACAACACGAACCCAAAAACGUAUGGUUGUCCACACCGAGGUCUAGGGGUGUAACCGAAUAUGAAUACAUUAUUUGGAUAUGCAUAGAUCAUGCUCUCUGAGCAGAUACAAAAACAAUCCGAAUCGUUGCAGUAAUAUUCUUCUGAGUCAUAACUCAUAAACACGCGGACAUCGUACACAACUUGCUACAAUCAGUGGAAUUCACUCUUCACAGUGGUGUCCAUAUCUCCGAUGUCCAUCAAGGACAGACGUCCAUAAAUGUGUUUAGAAGUCAUUAAAAAAAGGCCUCAUAACUUCAUCACAUCUGGUCUCAUAAUCUCAGAUUCAGACUUUUUCUUCAGUUCUUCUUCAUCGUGCAGUGCAGAAUAAAGUCUGGCUGAUGUUCCACAGGUGUUAUUUUUACCUCAUAAUCACAUAUUGAAGCCUGACACUGUGCCACUUGACAGGAGACGGGAUACUGAAGAGCUGAAUCCAGUGACCUUAUAAGUGCAUGCUAAAGGGAGCUUACACAUUUUUUUUGUCAAUAUCUUUCUCAUUUUUAAUAGACAUUUCAAAUAAAAAUUAUUUUCAUCGGGACCUCCUUCCAUUGCAUGCACAAAUAUAUUAUAAAUAUAUAUGCAAUAGGGCCCCAUGAGCUAUUAUGAAUAUUAUUUUGUCACUAAUUUUCUCAUUUUUCAUCAGAGACAUUUCAUACCAACUAUAUAUUAAUCAGGGCCUCCUCCCAUUUUUAAAGAAAAUCAUGCAAUAUGGCCCGAUGCACUGACCUCCCGUUCUGUUUUUACUGUUGGUUUCCACCGGGACCAUUAGCUUGAAUUUAGACUCACUUUUCUUCUUUUUUUGAAGGUGGAAUCCAAAUACAAAUCACAUUUCAUUAUUCGAUUAAUUCAGGUACAUGGUUAAAAUAUUAUAUCAUUUAGUUGGCAGUUAAACUUAACUUAGAGUAACUUCACACCAGGCUGAAAAGCAGUGUUUGCUGCCUCCUGUUUCACCUGUAACCACACCCAACAGUGAUGUCACAGGGUCUUGAAGUACACCUGUUCAUCACUGCAGCAAGGUGAGAAGGUCAGCAAAGACUGUUAAGUUACUCUUUAAAGAUAUAUUUAUGAGGAAUAUAAAUAGCAGUAGAAAACAAUUUAAUGCUACAAAAUGAAGCAGACUAGACAAUUGCUAGCAACUUCCAGUAUACAGGAAACCAAGGCCACUUCUGGAAUAAUCCGAACUCAGAUACAAAUACAGACAAUGUUGUGACAUAAACAGAUAUCGAGACAGAUAGGGCUGCCCCCUAAACGUCGAUGAUUCAAAUCAUCAGUCGAGAACCCCCUGAGUCGACGCGCAUUUUGUCACUCGAAUCAUUGCACAUAUAUCUAUAUAUAUACGCAACGCAGAAUAACAGCAUGGCAGGCUGUAAACUUUGCUGACGUCUUGUCUGAAAAUGACCUAACUACAAAACGAACUGUAACGGAAACAGAGAAGGGCAGCGGGACAUGUCCGUUGGCUGCUGCGGCGCUCUCUGCUCCAGGGCGGUGAAGUCAGCUGUUGUGUAUUGAUGAAAAAACAUCUGUAAUAAUGUUGAGUACUUAUUAAACGGAAAACAUCUAUUGAUAAGAAAAAGCACGAACCACAAGCACAUUACAAAUUAAAAUACAGAAGUCGACCCCUUCCCAUAUACAGACCGGAGCUUUGCAUUACACCCCUGCCAAGCUAUGUGCAUUUGAAUUUCCAAGACUCUCACGAUCCUGGAUACUGUGCCCCUCAGUUGACUAUGACCUGAAAGAGCUGUCCAAACCUCUGAUACACCAAGAUGUCAUAGUGUGGACCCAUGGUUUAGACACACGCAGCAUACCUGUAAAGUUGGAACACUGCCUUUGAAUACAUGUGUCCAACUUCUAAUAAUUGAGGCCAAUUAUCAUAAUUGUUUUAUAAAGCCACAGCUACAGUCUUACAGUGGUGCUCCAUAACAUGUGUACUCUAUCGUCAGAAUAAAUCACCCCCUAAAUUGAGCUGGAGUUUCAGCCACCUUAAAUUUGCAUUUUUCUGAGAAGACUUCUUGUCCCUCUGCUGAGGAAGGUCAUGUGACCUGAUCAGAAGCACUAAACCAGCUACUGAUUGGACCUUGUGGCGAGAUUGUUUUGUCACCUACUUGGCUAAUGGUUGCUGGAUCACCUAACAGUGUCUGAAGACAAGCUCAGGGAGGCAGCGGGCUGCGAUGACAGGCUUUUCUCCCCGCCUUCCAGCGUCGUUUGAAGCAUACUAACGCUUUACGGUUAAAAGAAGCCAACUCUGACUCGGUAGGAGAUGAGAUGCCAACCGCGGCCUCCGGUGUCAGAGUCAGACGCGAGACGCUGCAGAGUGGUGGCGGUGUGUUUUCAGCCUUCCGGGUUUGCUCAGAUCAUACAGGACUUGGUUUGACUUUUGGGAGACGUUGACGGUUUUGUCUGUGGGUCUUAUAAUAUUACACAAACACAUAUACUGUAUGUACAGAGGUGAUGGACAAUCUUACACACACACAAACACACAGCCAUUAACUUGUGUCACAUGACAAGACUUCACAUGCACACUGAUAAACACUCACACAGACUCAACACAUCAAACACUCACCUUUAAUUCUUUCAGGUGUGUAUGGACAGUGCAGGCUGUUGUAACAGAAAAACAGUGUCUCUCUCUUCCCUCCGGAGGAGAGAACGCCAUGAUCACUGUUUAUCUUUCAUCUUCCUCUCCAUCUCCACACCACAUCAGUUCUUUGUUGAAUUUAGGAACUGAUGUUGAUGACUGCCGGUAUUUUCUUCCUCUAUAGUGAACCCUCUUCAAACAGGGUCAGAAUUUUAAAGGAAAAUUCUGUUAUUUUACAAACUUUGAUGUAUUUUCAUAGUUUUGGACAUCAUUCUUUUUAGUUGUGAUCAUUUUUUACUCACCAGUUUCACGGUUAUAUUACGGGGUCACAGGCCACCGCAGACAGGAGCCAUCAGAGUUUACCCAAGUUUUCUAAAACACUUGACUCAGAAUCGAAAAGGGGAUUGGUUUCAAAACUGUGUGAUGGCUCGUGCGGUUGCCCCAUCUGUAUUUCAGCAGUUCAGCUUUUGAUGACCAAAACUCGAAAAUAAAAGUUAAGUUGUAAAUAAACAGAAUUUUAUUUUAAGCCUGCUUGUGUAACAGAAAGACAUCAAGUGAAUUAUAAAGUGCUGAUACUGUCAGUGACACUAUGUUAUAGCGGAAACAAUGCCUGUUAAUAUUGGGCAGUGAAUUGAUCGGGGUGCUUGUAUGCUUCACCUGUGCACAGGUCACACCUUUUCUCCCUCUUUGGUUGGAUCUCACGUCCUUUCUCCUUCUUGGAUUUAAAGGUGAUUUGUCUUUUACAGGGUACAUUUACACUUAAGCAAUACUUAGUGGAAAUCAUGACUUUUAUGGAAGUGCUCAGAGAUUUACUAUGUAACACAAAACCCCAUAAUUAAUAAGAUGGAAUGAGACUGAAUCGAAUAUGCAGUGUAGUAUUAACUGAACAAAAUGACAAAUAGAUUUUCAGAAGUACUGUUUCAGUGGUCCCAAUUAGACAACACAUGAGAAUGACAGCUAAAUAUAGCCUUCAUUCAUAGCUUUUUGUCAACCAACGAGCUGUACAGAGAUGAGAAUUUGUUUUAAUCUACACUGCAUCUUUGACCAAUUUUGAAAUCUUACAGAAAUUACCAGGUGAUAUGAUUAUGUCUGAGGUGGCCUGACAUUAUUAUCUGUUGUACAGUAUCUCAGUUUUUCUACGUUGCUGUCAUGGUUCUAGCUUCAGGAGGCAGUUUUGAGUGUAAUAUUUCCUCCCAAAUGUUACUGAGAGGUAGCUGAACUCUACUGAUGAGGACCUGGUCACAUCAAACAUGGGCAAGUUGAGAUUCCUUCACACGUCAUUGUGAUUGCAGGCAGUGGCAGAAGGAAGAUAGCAAGCUAGCUAUCUCGCCAAACUAAAAUGCCAGCUAUGAAGUGUAUAGAACGUGCUGAGCUAAAGAGAUGGCUCCUUUUCUUUCGGACUGUGCUGCAUCCUCCUCGGGGGUCAGGACAGUCGAGGCAUCUCUGCUGCUGGUUUACAGACUUAUGUCACAGCAGAAUUCACCAAAGAAUUUGAUGUGAAAACAGUGAACAAGUAUAUUUUGUGACCAUCCACUGCUCAUGAUGAUCCCCUUCAGCUGAAUUACAUUUAGUGGAAAAUAGCAAAUGUCAUAAAUGUUAGUGUGACCAGGCUCUCCGCAUAUAAGUUUCUGUGUACUAUUUUAGAUUAUACUUUAAAAGGACUAGUAGUCAAGGGGGAACUGGCCAAUCUUUUUCUACUUACCCAGAGUCCUUUUUUCCUGUGCAUGCUAUUUGAAAGAAUGUUAGAAUGAGCCGCUGCUUAGAUAAAACUCCAGAAAUCUACAGGCACAUUCAGCAGAGCCACCCAGAGCUGAGAGGUUUACACCUGGCUUUAAGUAGCUGUUGAUCCCGAUGUUUGCGUUGCUGAGCGUGUCGUUGUCCUGUGUCUAAGUGUUUGUUUGUGUGACUCUGGCUAAGUAGGAAGAAUAGUUAACACCACCAAAACUGUCCAUGCACUAUCUAACUGUCUUCUGCGUUAGAAUGACAGGAGCAGAAAUGACAAUAUGGCUGGAUGACAAAAAUACAAUGUGAAAUAUUCUGGUUUUGCUUAUAGUCACAAGAUUAAAUAUAACUAUGGUUUUUGAGUUUUGAAGAGGUGUGUUAAGCCGGCCAGAGUAGUAAAUAUGAAAAUUAGACUUUUGAUAUGGGCAUCUAACCUUAAAAAUGAAACACAUAAAUGUUAAUGUUACAAAUACAUUCAAGCUGUUACUAGCAGUUGGUUGGCAAUACAUUUAGCAUCAAAAUAUUCUUUGACCCUACUAAUGAAUUCCACUGCAUUUUCAGCAACGUCGUGGACAUUUACCUCUCCGCUGCAUAAAUCCCAGAAAAAAAUGGCAUUUCUUGAACACUAUGCAACCAAAUAUACCACUGCUCUAUAUAUCAAUUAAAAAUUCUUUAAAGUAUGGUAUUUAAUUAACUCCCAGGCCUAUAAUAUAUGCCUCUACAGAUACACAUGAUCAUGAUGACACAUUAUGGUAUAUUUUAUUGGUAUUCAUACAAUGAGUAUUAACCUUGGCUCUCUAUAUGUGACAGUACAGUACAAAUAGACGAGUUUAAAUUAGAGGCCGACCGACGUUAUGAGCCGAUAUCAGCCCACCGCAGAUACGUCAGCAGACGGUCGUCUGGUUUGUGCUGAUAUCAAACUGUUUUCUGUUCAGUACACUAGGCAGGGGUGAGCUGUUGGUGUCACUACAAAGUUCUUCCAGCAGAGCGCGCUGUCACUGCAGUGGCAAGCAGGGCAACAUGAGCAGGACCAUAUGUGCACACUUACAGCUGGUCUGAUGAAAUGUAACAGCCGCCUCACUAAUGGUUAAAAUUACAAACCAGCACAAAAGGGAUAAAUACCAACAUAAGCCACCAUGUUCUGGACAGACACAUUACAAACACUAACAAAAAGUAACAUUUGCUUUUUGGAACAUGAGGUAGGUAACUUAACAACCUGCUUUCAGCACUAGGCAGUGCAUGCUGGGAAAUGUGGUCCGUUUUUCCACCGGAUACGUUGAAGGUUUCCAGCAGAGGCGCUGUUUCUCUCUCGGCAGCAGCGAACCACGAGUUAAUGUUAGUGACUGUUACGUUGACAGUCAAAUAUUGUUACAGACGACGUGUUCUGAUUAGCAAGAAAUACACAUUUCUGACUGAAAUAAAGGUUCAGAAAGGGAACAAAGCUGCAGCACGAAUCUCAGAGCUCGACAGAGGAAGUUAGAGAAUACGUGGUUCAGUACAGAGCAGAGGUGGAACGUAACCAAGUACAUUUAGGACUGUACUUUAGUACAGUUUAGAGGUACCUGUACUUUACUUGAGUAUUUCCGUGGCAUUUUCUGCUACUUCAGCAAGUGACUGACAGUGCUGUUGUUUAUUUAGCUUUUUAUUUUGUUUUUAUUUAUUUAUUCUUUAUUUCCUCAGUGUUCAUUUCUACAAUUGGCUGACAAUGUAUAUGUGAAAUUAUUUAACAGGUUAAAGAAUAUUUACCUUAAAUGUUCUUUAAUAAAGUUAUUUGUUUAAGGAAGCAGCCUUCCGAGAACCUUUGCAUAGUCACAUCGGUGCACAAUCCACAUAGAAAAGGUCUAUUUUCAUUCCAGCUCAAAAAUUCACUAUCGGCUGCCACAUCGGUAGUCGGUGAAUGUUUCCCCUCUAAAAUCGGUAUCGGUCAUAAAAAUCCCAUAUCGGUCGGGCUCUAGUUUAAAAUUUAACUUAAACGUCUGUGCUUUUAUUUUCAAUUGUGGAGGUUAGACAAUCAAGCCAGACAUGUUGUUUUUGUAUUGCCAUGGCCAGCUUAGCCAGCUAAAUCUUAAUAUCACAGCAUUGCUUUUGUUACUAUAAAUCAUAUUCUGGAUUCUGCAUCUUAUCUCUGCCAUUCCUGCUACUGUCACUUUAAAGGGGCACUCCAGCACUCCAGUGACUUUACACAUGAAAGUCAGUUUACCCCCCCCCCCCCAACAAGCAAUUAAAAAGCACACCAAACUUGCUGUUAAGUUUGGACUCAUCACAUUUGGAGACAUCUACACUAAACACACCAGAGCGGCUGGCCCAGACCUGGUUUCAACAGUGACAAAGAAAACAUCUUUGCAGCCAAGAUGAUUUUCUUGUUUAUCUGUGAUAAUGUCAUUCAUACAACUACUACUUAUGCCAACAUUCAUUAUGACGACCUCUUAUAUAACUGCCAUUCACUUCUCCAGAGCAGCAAUCUGGAAAUCAAAUGUAGGAUUCACAGGAUUCUACAGACGAUUCCAUGAUGAUGAUGUGUUGUUGAUCAAAGUAUUCUGUAAUUAUUUUCUUCUUUUGUAGAGAUUAGGUGUGCGUGUGUGUGGGGAGGGGGUGUCAUUUUGUACAGGAUCUGAUUACCUCUGUGUUUACAUGACGAUGACAGUGAGCCAUAUUCAAUGUGAAAUCCCCUUCUUAUCAAGAGGAAAGGGCCAUACAGAUGCUGAAAGUUUUUUUCUUUUACCACUUACUGAAUCAUUUCUUUAGUGUUCCAGUAGCAAGCUUACUGUCUGUGUGUUUGGGAGGAGCAGCAGAGCAGGAACAACAUGAAACCAAGGUGAACCGGGGGAAAUGGGAAGAUAUGCACAUAGGGAAUCUUUACUCAAAUGAAAACCUCGAUGACUCUUCAGACAAGAUGACUCACUGGCUUCCCUGAUGGAGAUCCAAAAUGGCUGCCAGAGAAUGGCCAAAAUUUGAAGCUGUGGUGUCAAAAGCAACCAAUGUGAGACAUAAACAAAAAGGUAGAAAAUGGAGAGAUCAGGGCUGCCAAUAUUGAAACAAAAUCUUCACCAAACUGAAAUGUCAUUUUCUACUUGUUUGGAUGGGAUCUGUGACAAAGUUUCAAUUAAAAAAAUUAGAAAUUCACGUUUGAAAAUGCAUUAUUACUGCCAAAACGUGCAAAUGAAAUUGCUGUAGUAGCAUGCAGUAAACAAGAUAACAUAGUGAAAUGCAAGAUGUGGCAGAAGAAGCCAUAGGCUUAUACUGCCCCCCCCCCCAAAACCAAGAAUAGAAAAUAAAAUUUAAGAAUUAAAUAUGAAAAACAUGAAUAGGAGACACAAAAAAUAAAUAGUGCAAUGCAGCACCAAUCAGCUCACUAGAAUCAUAUUAAAAAGGAAGAAUCAAUGUUUUUCAACAUGAAUUAAUUUCACUGAACAAGUUAAUUUUUCAUGGUCAUUAGCCACAAGGAUAUAUUUCUAAUUUUAAAAAUCACAGGCUGCAAUACAAUUUUCAAAUUUGAAAAUGAAAUGUCCAUUUUUUCUAGUUUGCAUUCACUUUCAUUAUCAUAAUGCCAGUGUUAUGCUCGACAGUUAUUUGUUAACAGAAUUCAUUUUAGAUUUUUAAAUUUGGAUUUAGUCACACACAAAUGGAAAAUGAAAUUUCAAUUUUACGUAAGAUUUCAUUUUUUAGAACUGGCAGCACUGGACCUUCGUAGAGGACAACCUUGGACGUAAUGCUGCUGAAAACCCAUGUAAUUCCAACCGGUGGUGUGCUUGAGCUGGCUCUGUGUGAUUGGUUUUUUUCCUCAGGAAGAGAUGGGAAAUGCAGUCUAUAAAAUCAGGGUCUCCCAGACAUGGUGGUCUGUUACUCAAACUGUGUGUGUGCGCGAGAGUCUAUGUGUUAUAAAGUUUGUAUGCGUUUCAUAUGUAUAUAUUACCAUAAUGGAAGAUGAACUGUGCGUGUGAGGUCUCUAUAAAGUGCUUCCUGAGUCCCUUGUUUUCUAUGUCGGGCCUUUCCUCAGUACGGUCUAGUAGCCUCAUAGAGUCAUUCUGUAUAUUAGCGCUCCACUCAUACCUGCGACAGGUCUCUUGUGUUUGUACAGAAAAUGGUUGAGGGUGUUCCAUGACGCAUGCAGACACAGUAUUAGUACUUAUGAAUCUAUAUCUCAGUUGAAGACAUGUAUUUGGUUUAUUUAUGCUCUUAUUUAUUGAUUUUUUUUUAAACUAUGAGAUUCUGUUGAAGUGGUCUGUCAUGCUCUUCUGAUCUUACGUUGUAUUGUAAAGAGAUGAUUAUAUGUCCAUAACUAUUGAUGAACCCAUAAUAAAAUUAACUAUCAACUCUU